Molecule: messenger RNA, 1635 nt
Organism: Arabis nemorensis
Lineage: Eukaryota; Viridiplantae; Streptophyta; Magnoliopsida; Brassicales; Brassicaceae
Source: the annotation of a GenBank genome assembly
AUGGGGCGGCGGCCGGCGGAUUACCGGCGGCUAGCUAGAAGGAGAUUAUCGAGUUGGAUAUGGCGUAUCCUUGUGAAAUUGCUUAGAAGAUUUACUCUGAUGUUUCUUGAGUUGCUUAGUGCGAGUGCAAAAGCUCCUAAAAACAGAGCAUUUCUUGUUUCCCGAUGCGAGAGAGACACAAGAACCGAGGAGAUAUCUCCUCCCCGUUUAAACUUCACGGAUGAGGUAACAAGUGCUUCCUCGUUCUCUAGGCAGUUAGCAGAGCAAAUGACGCUUGCCAAGGCUUAUGUUUUUAUAGCCAAAGAGCACAAUAAUCUUCAUUUAGCUUGGGAAUUGAGUUCUAAGAUCAGAAGUUGUCAGCUUUUGCUCUCAAAAGCAGCAAUGAGAGGACAACCUAUUUUAUUAGAUGAGGCAAAAUCGAUUAUUAGUGGUCUAUCAGCUCUUAUCUACAAGGCUCAAGAUGCACAUUACGACAUAGCCACCACAAUGAUGACUAUGAAAUCUCACAUACAAGCCCUUGAAGAGCGUGCAAACGCAGCUACCGUUCAAACCACAAUAUUUGGGCAGUCGGCUGCCGAGGCACUACCAAAAAAUCUCCACUGUUUGAUGAUCAAGCUCACAUCUGAUUGGUUAACCGAGCCAUCACGCCAUGAACUGGCAGAUGAGAACAGAAACUCACCCAGACUAGUUGACAACAACCUCUACCAUUUCUGUAUAUUCACGGAUAAUGUGAUAGCUGCCUCGGUGGUUGUUAAUUCAACUGUCUCCAAUGCUGAUCACCCAAAACAGCUUGUUUUCCACAUAGUGACAAACCGAGUGAGCUACAAAGCUAUGCAGGCUUGGUUUCUAACUAAUGACUUCAAGGGCUCAGCUCUAGAGAUUAGGAGCAUCGAGGAGUUUUCUUGGUUGAAUGCUUCAUAUGCUCCUGUUGUCAAGCAACUUCUGGAUACAGAUGCAAGAGCUUUCUAUUUCGGGGAACAUACAAGUCAAGAUACAAAUUCCAAUUCCGAGCCAAAAGUGAGGAACCCAAAGUACUUGUCAUUGCUGAAUCAUCUAAGAUUCUACAUCCCUGAGAUCUAUCCGCAGCUAGAAAAGAUUGUUUUUCUAGAUGACGAUGUUGUUGUUCAGAAAGAUUUGACUCCACUCUUCUCCUUGGAUCUGCACGGGAACGUCAAUGGAGCUGUGGAAACAUGUCUUGAAGCCUUUCACCGUUAUUACAAGUACCUAAACUUCUCGAACCCACUCAUCAGCUCAAAGUUCGACCCACAAGCAUGUGGAUGGGCUUUUGGUAUGAACGUUUUCGACCUGAUCGCCUGGAGGAAGGCUAAUGUGACUGCUCGGUACCAUUACUGGCAAGAGCAGAACAGAGAACGAACGCUUUGGAAACUCGGGACUCUCCCUCCAGGUCUAUUGGCUUUCUAUGGUCUGACGGAGCCACUAGACCGAAGAUGGCAUGUCUUAGGUUUAGGUUACGAUGUGAACAUUGAUAAUCGUUUGAUCGAAACAGCAGCUGUUAUUCACUAUAAUGGCAACAUGAAGCCUUGGUUAAAGCUGGCUAUUGGUAGGUAUAAACCUUUCUGGUUAAAGUUUUUGAAUUCGAGCCAUCCUUAUUUACAAGAUUGUGUCACAGCUUAA